AUGAUAAAGUUAUUUUCUCUAAAACAACAGAAAAAAGAUGGAGAACCUUCACCUAGACAAGGGAAUCAAAAGAAAGCUUCAGCUGCACAAUUAAGGAUAACAAAAGAUAUUAACGAGCUAAAUCUUCCUAAGACGUGCACAACAGAAUUUCCUGAUCCAGAUGACCUAUUAACUUUUAAAUUAGUGAUAUGUCCUGAUGAGGGAUUCUACAGAACUGGCAGAUUUGUAUUUAGCUUCAAGGUAGGUCCAAAUUACCCACAUGAGCCCCCAAAAGUCAAAUGUGAAACCCAAGUAUAUCAUCCAAAUAUUGAUCAGCAAGGUAAUGUUUGUCUCAACAUCUUACGAGAAGACUGGAAGCCCGUUUUAACAAUAAACAGCAUUGUGUAUGGUCUCCAAUAUCUCUUCCUUGAACCAAAUCCUGAAGACCCACUGAACAAAGAAGCUGCUGAAGUGCUUACUAAUAAUCGUAGAUUAUUUGAACAGAACGUCCAAAAGGCCAUCAGGGGAGGAUAUGUAGGUGGAGUUUAUUUUGAUCGUUGUUUGAAGUGA
Messenger RNA from Diabrotica balteata, 549 nucleotides. NCBI's taxonomy places the organism in Eukaryota, Metazoa, Arthropoda, Insecta, Coleoptera, Chrysomelidae. The record is from the annotation of a GenBank genome assembly.